Lodderomyces orthopsilosis Co 90-125 is the source of this 795-nucleotide messenger RNA. It is a transcript of the gene RVS161, whose product is annotated as amphiphysin-like protein. The coding region runs from base 1 to 795 and encodes 264 amino acids. The transcript has a single exon. Gene Ontology annotation, cellular component: Rvs161p-Rvs167p complex; medial cortex; mating projection tip. Gene Ontology annotation, biological process: endocytosis; plasma membrane tubulation; actin cortical patch localization. Lineage: Eukaryota; Fungi; Ascomycota; Pichiomycetes; Serinales; Debaryomycetaceae. The record is from RefSeq and is a predicted model, not a curated record. Gene Ontology annotation, molecular function: protein binding; lipid binding.
AUGUCUUGGGGAGGAUUCAAAAAGGCAAUCAACAGGGCUGGUGCCUCUGUCACAGUCAAGAGUGUAGAUAAAGUAAUGGAUAAGGACUUUGAUGUCGAGGAGCGAAGAUACAAAACAUUGAAAUCGGCUGGUGAGAGUUUACAAAAAGCAGCAAAAAGUUAUUUAGACAACAUCAGAGCAGUCACGAGAUCGCAAGUAGUCAUUGCCGAAAUUGUAUCCAACCUUUACGAGGAGUCAAAGCAAGGAGGAUCCGCAUAUUCUACAAUCGGAACAUACUACCAACAAAGUGUUCAAGAUUUUGAUGAGGAGACAGUAAAGCAAUUGGAUGGUCCAUUUAGAGAAACUGUUUUGGACCCAAUUACCAAAUUUGCGCAUUACUUUGCGGAGAUUGAUGAAGCCAUCAAGAAACGUGCCCAUAAAAAGACCGAUUACGAACAAUGCAAGUCAAAGGUGCGAAGGCUUAUUGAUAAACCAGCAAAAGAUGCAGCCAAGUUGCCCAGGGUCGAGAAAGAAUUGGCAAUAGCAAAGGAGAUAUAUGAAGACUUGAAUGAACAACUAAAGAAUGAGUUACCUCAAUUGAUUGCACUUCGAGUCCCCUUUUAUGAUCCAUCGUUUGAAAGUUUGGUAAAGAUUCAAUUGCGGUUCUGUACCGAGGGCUAUUCAAGAUUGGCUCAGAUCCAACAGUACUUGGAUCCAAACUCUAGAGAUGAAUACGCUAAUGGUGUAUUGGAUGGUAAGAUUGAUGAAUUGUUGGGUCAAAUGCAAACCUUGACUAUAACUUCGUUAGCUAAAUAA